AACAUGGAGGGCACACACACCAUCUUGCUUCUUUACGCACCCAUCCAUGAGGUUAGCAACACAAGCCUGUAUCUGCCCAAGGGGCAGGCCUUGGGCUUUAUGUACAAGAGCCACACCCCUCUUUGGGAGAGGCCCUGUAGUGACCAUGACCAUGAAGAGGAGGAUCUCGCAGUGUCCAAAGAAAGGGCCCAGUCUUCCAGCUCCACAGGCAAAUUCCUCAAUUCCCAGCAGGCAACAAAGGAGGCUGUUGCUGAACUCUACUUGCUAGCAGCAGAGCACCACCAGCUGCUAGCUGAUCUCCUAUCACUGUGUGGGGACUGUGCGCACAGAGUCAGGAUGGGUAACCAGGAUGGGAAGCUCCAGGAUUACGUGGAAGGUCAAGAAGUUUGCCUCGGAGGACCGGCUCUCAGCAGCAAUGUGCACUCGCUCACUGCGUCGCCAGAACAUAAUACAGCCACGUCCAAGACCAGAAAGCUGAAGAAGCUAGGAGGCAAGAAGCUGGAGAGUGCCGAGGAUUUCAUUCACAGCAAGCUGAAAAGGAAAGCGAGGAGUAGGUCUUCAUCUAUUGAACCAUCUACUCGUAGUGGUCUUUCUACCUCCCCUGUCUCAGUAGCAGAAGAGAGGACAUCAUUGAUGCCUACCUCUGUCUGUGCCUCUGACACUCCAGUGGCCGGUUCCUAUGUCAGUGUAGCCAAAAAUCCUAUCCUGCCCAUGGAGGAACCCUUUCAAAUAGCCUGUGAGGUCAUGGACUUCAUGGAGGACAACCGGACUUUUGACACCGACCUGGACUUCUGCAAUGACCUCUCAGAGUACGACAGCGAGUUCUGCUUGGGCUACCAGUCCUCUUCCUGCAGCUUAAUGGUGGGUCUGACCCGGCGGGAAAGUGGCAGCAACCUCCGUCCCCUUAAGACGAUGGAUUGCUUGGAUCAGGUGUUGCCUCAGAAUGGGGCAGCAGUCAAGUCGGCCACCCAAAUGUAUGAGGAAGUCAACCAGAGGGAGAUGGGGGUCAAGGUGGUUGCUAAGGUACAGGACAUGGAGGGGAAAGUGCAUCGUGUUAGCCAUGUAAGUCCAGACAGGGCUGAGCCUGCCCUGCCACAGCCAGAGAUAAGUGGCAAACAGCAGGGUAAUGGAGACUGGAGGGCACAGACAAAUGGCUGCCCCCAAGGAAACAUCAGGGACAAGGCUGGGACCAAGUUGCGAGAAGGACUACAGUUGCCGCUUUCCCAUACUAUUGAAAUUUCCUCCACAGUGAAAUCCCACCCAAAGAGCCCCUGUUCAACCUCUCUCGCAGGGGUCUUCAACACAUCCUUCCCUGUCUCCAACAGUCUCCAGAGCAUGUCCCCAGUACUGUCCCCCCUGUCUUCCAAGCAGUCCAGCCCCCAGCUCAGCCACCGUAUUGUACUGCUGUCAGACAAGGACGUGAGCCAUGAGAAGGAUGGCUCUGGUAACAGAGAUGAGCCCAAAGUUACAACGGAUGUGACUGACAAGAACGGCAACAAACGGACCAUCGCACAUCUGAACCUGAACCUCACCAAACAUCCAGAUAACUCCAAGUCGAAUUCAUCCAACCACACCGCUACAACAGAAACUUCCCUCCCACGUCAGGAUGACAUCUGGAUGUUGGAUGGGGAUGAUUGCCAGGAGCCUCCGCCCCGAGUCCCCCGCCCCGACCACCUUGACUUCCUGCGCAUCACACCCCCCGAAGACGACAUCAUCGGAGACACACCCUACUGCCCCAAGUUGGAGCACACGACUGAGGUCACAUCUCCUGCUGAAAGUGAGGACCGGACCCCCGGGCGUCUCCAGGCUGUCUGGCCCCCACCCAAGCCCAAGGAUGAGGAGGAGAAAGUGGGACUCAGGUACACCGAGGCAGAGCACCAGGCUGCCCUCUUGCAGCUGAAGAGAGAAUGCAAGGAAGAGGUGGAAAGGCUGCACGCAGACUUUGAGCUUCAGAUGUUCCAGCUGCGCGGUGAGCAUGCUGUCUCCAUGUCGCUGCUGGAGGGGGUCAUUGCCAAGAUGCGAAGAGACCUUGCACGCAGUGCAGGUCAGGAGCGUGGCAAUCUUUGCGAUGUCGCUGUGUCUACUGAGGAUGACCUGGCCCCCAAGACUUUCCGCCAUGUUUGUAUCCAGACUGACAGGGAAACCUUCAUCAGGAUGCCAGAGGGUGAGGGCGGCCGGCCCGCCCAGAGCCCAAGCCAGAAUGUGCCUAAAAAACUCAACUUGGACUCCAUCGGGCUGAGCCUGGGGGGCAAGGCUGAACCAUGCCCGAACAUUCCAGGUCCACCCCCUCCCCCUCCCCCACUUCCUCCUGCCCCUCCUCCUCCUCCUCCUCCUCCUCCUCUGCCAGGUCAGUCAGGACUACCGCCGCCACCUCCACCGCCACCGUUGCUUGGCAGCAUGGCCCCACCACCUCCAACUCUGCCGGGCGGUGGCCCACCACCUCCACCUCCCCCACCCCCACCCGCUGGCCUACAUGGAGCCGGUCCACCUCCUCCACCACCACCUCCAGGCUGCGGCCUACCACCUCCCCCCAUGAUGGGCUUUGGUCUGCAGGCGGAGAAGGCUCCACGGAAACCUGCUGUAGAGCCAGCCUGCCCCAUGAAGCCUCUGUACUGGACCAGGAUACAGAUCCAGGACAAUAACAACAACACACUGUGGGGUUCGCUGGAGGAGCCAGACAUCAUCAACACCAAGGAGUUUGAGGAACUCUUCUCCAAGGCCACAGUGCAGCCAAAGAAGAAGCCCCUGGCAGACACCUUUGAAAAGAAGGCCAAAACCAAGAAGAUCAUCAAGCUGUUAGAUGGGAAGCGCUCGCAGGCGGUGGGCAUUCUCAUAUCCAGUCUCCAUCUGGAGAUGAAGGACAUUCAGCAAGCUGUUCUGACUUUGGACAACUCUGUGGUGGAUUUGGAGACCAUCGAGGCUUUAUAUGAAAAUAGGGCCACCAGUGAUGAAAUGCAGAGGAUAAAGAAACAUUAUGAGACUUCCAAAGAGGACGAAGUCAAGCUGCUGGACAAACCUGAACAGUUCCUGUAUGAGCUCUCCCAGAUUCCAGACUUUUCGGGCAGGGCUCAGUGCGUCAUAUUCCAGUCAGUAUUCCUGGAUAGCAUCUCGUCCAUCCGUCGCAAGGUGCAGAUUGUCUCCAAUGUCUCCAAAGAGCUGUUGGAGCACAGCAGUGUGCGGGAUGUGAUAGGUCUGGUCCUGGCCUUUGGGAACUAUAUGAAUGGAGGGAAUAGGACAAGGGGCCAGGCCGACGGCUUUGGACUGGAGAUCCUCCCCAAGCUGAAGGAUGUCAAGAGCAGGGACAAUUGUACCAGCCUGGUGGACUAUGUGGUGUCAUACUACCUGCGCAACCUAGACCAGCAUGCCGGAACGGACAAGAGUCUGUUCCCCCUGCCAGAGCCUCAGGACUUUUUUCUGGCUGCCCAGGUCAAAUUUGAAGACCUCACCAAGGAUAUCAGGAAGCUGAAAAGAGAUCUGACUGCUUGUGAGAAGAGUGUGCAGAACGUGUGUGCCAAUUCCUCAGAGGAACACCUUCAGCCCUUCAAGGAGAAAAUGGAGGUCUUUGUCUCCAUCGCUCAAAUGGAGCACGCAGCAGAGGACAACCGGCUCAGAGCAGCUCAAAAAAGCUUCCAGGACAUGGUGAGUUACUUUGGGCUCAAGCCAAAAUCGGGGGAGAAGGAAGUGGCCCCCAGUUACAUCUUCAUGCUCUGGUAUGAGUUCUGCACUGACUUCAAGAACAUGUGGAAACGUGAAAGCAAGAGCAUCUCCGAGGAGAGGUUGAAGGAAGCUCAGGAAAACAUCAGGAAGAUCACAGCAGAGAAGAGAGUUGAAACCAAGAAGAUCAACGCCAACAGUUUGAAAGAGAGACUGCGCCAGAAGGAAGCCAAUAUGUCCUCCAGCUGAGUGAAUUGAAGUGUGAGAAGUGAAAGAAGAAAGGAUGGCUGGUAACGCAAAGACACGAAGAAGAGAAAAUCAAUGAGAGAACCAACUGGCUUCAUCCCCCAUGCAUUCACCACCUGCCUCUGACCCAACGUCGUACCUCAUAGCAUACUGCCCUCUGUACGGCAUCACAGUAAAUCUUUACCAGAUCUUCGCCAGAUCUAGUGUCAUACCUCUGUCCUACUAACCACACUGAACACAAUUACUCUGGCUCCAACCAGCUACGACUGGCCGGUGAAACCCGCCACCCUCCCUUCUUAGACCUCAGCCCUUCC
This is a messenger RNA of Lampris incognitus (smalleye Pacific opah), 4214 nucleotides long. Its product is annotated as formin-1-like. Gene Ontology annotation, cellular component: actin filament; endoplasmic reticulum membrane; nucleus. Lineage: Eukaryota; Metazoa; Chordata; Actinopteri; Lampriformes; Lampridae. Bases 4 to 3903 code for a protein of 1299 amino acids. Gene Ontology annotation, molecular function: microtubule binding. The record is from RefSeq and is a predicted model, not a curated record. The transcript is spliced from 18 exons. Gene Ontology annotation, biological process: actin nucleation.